UAAGCUAUAAUAUUCAUCAGCAUAAAGUUUCUCAGACCCGUGUGGAAAUGAGAGGAAAUGUUUCAAUGAAAAUACCCUUUGACGAUUCCUUAAACUUUAAUAUUAAUAUGGCAGUAUUAAGUAAAAUCGGAGGAUGGGUUGACCACGCAUUCGAUUACAGUGCUCAACACGCUUGCACAACUUUAAAAUCAUUUAUGGCGCAGUCCUGGUCUAAUUUUAUGAUAAGUAUGAAUAUAAGUGCAACUAAACAUUGUCCAUUGGAAAAAGGUGAGUAUAUUAUGCAUGGAUAUGAUUUAACAGAAGUGGUAAAUUAUCAUGUCCCGAAAGAGUUCUUUUACGGAACAUAUAAAGCUCGAAUAUACUACACGGAUAAAACCGGGAUGAUCGUCGGCUGUUUAACUUAUGUUAUGGAGUUUGUAAGACCAUGGGAAUACAAUUACUAAAUGCAAUUUUAACAUUUAGGCUUAGCAUCAAAACAUAGACAUUAUUGAUCAUUAUUAUCAACACAUUGCACUCUGUAAUAAUGGUGGAUAGAUAUAAAGU
This is a messenger RNA of Adelges cooleyi (spruce gall adelgid), 543 nucleotides long. RefSeq lists its product as uncharacterized. The record is from RefSeq and is a predicted model, not a curated record. Bases 48 to 443 code for a protein of 131 amino acids. The transcript is spliced from 3 exons. NCBI's taxonomy places the organism in Eukaryota, Metazoa, Arthropoda, Insecta, Hemiptera, Adelgidae.